Molecule: messenger RNA, 27692 nt
Organism: Anolis carolinensis (green anole)
Lineage: Eukaryota; Metazoa; Chordata; Lepidosauria; Squamata; Anolidae
Gene: dst
Product: dystonin
Exons: 96
Coding region: 1770-26696 (8308 amino acids)
Biological process (GO): hemidesmosome assembly; wound healing; skin development
Cellular component (GO): cytoplasm; cytoskeleton; intercalated disc
Molecular function (GO): structural molecule activity; calcium ion binding; microtubule binding
Source: RefSeq, a predicted model, not a curated record
CAAGAUAACAGAAAUCUAUUGAGGCGGGGGAGGGGGGUGAUAUCUUUUAUAAUAUCCCACCGCUGCCACCAAUAUAAAGGAAAUGAGCAAAGCGGGGAGACUAGGCUGAGAGACUAAUUAUAACAGAUUUGCUUUUAAAACUGGUAGCUGCCACCAACCUAAAAUGUCUUUGGGAUUUUUGUUGUUAAAUGUGUCUGAGGCAAACUUCUCCCAUUUUCUGCCCACACCGUUUUCCCCCCAGGCUCCCAAACUGAUGUUCACUAUGAGGCUUUUCUGUGGUAUUUUAUUGUUGUAUUGCUGGAACUUUUAUUAAGACUUCUUGAUGGAAAAUAUACACUGUGGAGGCUCUUGAAAGUUGAAAAUAGAAUAAAAAAUUAUUUUCUUAAAAACAGGUAAAUGAUUAUUUCAGAGAGGUUCAUAAGCGUAAUUGGUUACAGAUGUUCUUCAGCUUAACUUAAUUGUAUGUUUCGGAUUUACUUCACUUAGAUUCAAACAGUUCCAACUAACCAAUCUAUCUAUUGGUCACAAAAACCCUCGCUCUAUUUGCUGAGAAUAGACACGAGUUCCCCUGGGUUGUUCAUUAACUCUAACCUAGAGUCCUUCUAUUAACCAGCCCAAUAGUGAGAGUCAAGAGAUCCAAGCUGCCUGACUUCGCCUGUCAGUUUCCACAGCUUUCAGUUCUCUCUCUCACACACACUCUCCCACCUCCAAAACCAAACUGCUCUCUUCAAACCCUCAAACAGAACUCUCUUCUCCAAACCUCAAACCAGAACUGCCUGGAGCACUUUUUUUUCUGCACUCUAAGACUUGGCUCCUCCCAUCUGCUCUGGUUGGCCAAUCCUAAGAAUCUCUCUCUAAGCUCCUCCCCCUUUCUAACCACACUCAAGAUGGCUGCCUAGCAUUCCUCAAAAAAAUGGAGGCUGCCUCACUCACUGCCACCAAGGCUUCAUUCUAGGCCUAAUAGGUAAGGUUCACUACACCUGCCUUAUCCUACAUCUUAUUUUUCUGAAACCUACAGAAUUGUAAUGUCCAGAAUGUCAUUAUUGUUAGUCAAACAAGGCAAUGUACAAAAUAUCGAGUGGAAAGAUACAGUUAUGCCUACUUCAACAUCAUUUCCAUCAUGGAUGAACACUAAGGAAGUUAGAAGAAGUUUCAUACACAUAUGUGGAACAUAAAUGUGAAACAAGAUCUGUCUUGUUCAGUUAUGAGAGAAUGUUCUCUUUUUUAUUUUAUGAGAUGAAGUGGAGUUUGAGGUGGGUGACAUAGUGAAAGAAGCUUGCCAGGGUUUCUGGGUUACACUGAGGCUUGGGUUUCCCCUCCCAGCCCUGAUCAGCAAAACUGGAUUGGGUCCACAUUGUCUAUGGGUUGGUAGGUGGAUGACCAGGCUCACUGUCUCAGUGCUAAAUGAAGAACACAAAUGAUGGGAGGAACCAUGGAAUUGUCAAAUGUAAGCCUAAAAAGAGGGCUACAUACCCUGAAGGGAUCAUUUCCCAUCUGAUCUGAUCUGGGGAUCAAAGCAGGGACAAUCCUGGUUGGAACUUGUGUGGAAGGCUGCCAAUGAAUACCAGGUGCUAUAUUUCAGAAAAAGAAAUAUGUUUUUGCCAAUUUCAGAAAAACUGGCAAAACAACUUCUGAGUAUUUUUAUUGUUUGUCACCAUAGUCCCUGGGAAUACAACACCAACUCUCUGAUGGCAAUUUCUGUGAAGAGAAAACCUGCAGAAAAAUACCUAAUACUGGCAGACCCCACGUUACAAACAUCUGACUUAUAAAUGACUCAUAGUUACAAACAGAGGCCGGACCUGAUAGACAUGAAUACCGUUGCUGUUCAAAGCAACCUUGCAAAUUUAGAGCAUGCCUUUUUUGUAGCAGAAAAACUUGGUGUUGCCAGACUUCUGGAUCCUGAAGAUGUUGACGUUUCCUCGCCUGAUGAGAAGUCAGUAAUCACUUAUGUGUCAUCACUUUAUGAUGCAUUUCCCAAAGUUCCCGAAGGUGGUGAAGGCAUCAGUGCACAUGAUGUUGAAGUCAAAUGGGUCGAAUAUCAGAAUAUGGUGAACUACCUCAUCCAGUGGAUCAGACACCAUGCCACAAUAAUGACUGACAGAGCGUUUCCAAACAAUCCUGUGGAACUCAAGGCACUUUAUAACCAGUAUUUACAAUUUAAAGAAACAGAAAUACCACCAAAGGAGACAGAGAAAUCUAAAAUCAAACACCUGUAUAAAUUACUGGAGGCGUGGAUAGAAUUUGGGCGUAUCAAGCUUCCCCAAGGUUACCACCCAAAUGAUAUCGAAAAAGAAUGGGGGAAGCUAAUUAUUGCUAUGCUGGAAAGAGAAAAAAUGCUUCGCCCAGAAGUUGAAAGGUUAGAAAUGCUGCAGCAGAUUGCAAACAGAAUUCAGAGAGACAGCCUGAGCUGCGAAGACAAACUAAUGCUUGCUCGAAAUGCUGUGCAAUCAGAUGGAAAACGAUUAGAAUCAGGUCUGCAGUUCCAGAACGAAGCUGAAAUCGCGGGCUAUCUACUUGAAUGUGAGAAUUUACUUCGCCAACAAGUCAUAGAUGCCCAACUUCUUAUUGAUGGAAAAUAUUAUCAGGCAGAUCAACUAGUCCAGAGAGUUGGAAAACUACGAGAUGACCUCAUGGCCUUAAGAGCAGAGUGCUCCUCAAUCUACAGCAAGGGGAGGACACUGACAACAGAACAGACCAGGAUGAUGAUAUCAGGAAUAACACAAAGCUUAAACUCAGGAUUUGCACCAAACUUAAGCCCAGGUUUAAACUCUGGACUGAGCCAGGGUUUAUCACCCUCUUUGACUUCAUCUAGUCUAACAUCAGGUUUAUCAUCAGGUCUUUCUUCGAGAUUGACUCCUGCCAUCACCCCAGCAUACACACCAGGUUUCCCACCACGGUUAAUUCAGAGUUAUAUUACUGGAGUUGACAGUGGUGGAUUGCAAACACUCAAACUGAUGCAGAUCCGAAAACCCCUGAUGAAGUCAGCGUUUGUUGAUCAGAAUUUAACAGAGGAGGAAGUCAACAUGAAAUUUGUGCAGGACCUUUUAAGAUGGGUGGAUGAAAUGCAGGUGCAGCUGGAUCGGACUGAAUGGGGCUCGGAUUUGCCAAGCGUUGAAAGCCAUGUAGAAAAUCACAAGAAUGUCCACAAAGCAAUUGAAGAAUUUGAGUCAAGCCUUAAAGAAGCAAAAAUCAGCGAGAUGCAAAUGACCGCUCCCCUUAAACUCAGCUAUGCAGAAAAAUUGCACAAACUGGAGAGCCAAUAUGCAAAACUUUUGAAUACAUCAAGAAAUCAGGAAAGACACCUUGAUACCCUUCACAAUUUUGUAUCACGUGCUACAAGGGAACUCAUAUGGUUGAACGAAAAAGAGGAGGAGGAAGUUGCCUAUGACUGGAGCGAAAGAAACACAAAUAUAGCAAGGAAAAAGGAAUACCAUGCAGAACUGAUGAGAGAACUUGAUCAGAAAGAAGAAGUUAUUAAAUCAGUUCAGGAAAUAGCAGAACAAUUGCUGUUUGAAAACCACCCUGCAAGGUUAACUAUUGAGGCCUAUCGAGCUGCAAUGCAAACACAGUGGAGUUGGAUUUUACAACUUUGCCAAUGUGUUGAACAGCAUCUAAGAGAAAACAUUGGAUAUUUUGAGUUUUUCAAUGACGCCAAAGAGGCCACAGAUUACUUGAGGAAUUUAAGAGAUGCUGUACAUCGAAAAUACAGCUGUGAUAGGUCCAGCAGUCUUCAUAAACUGGAAGAUCUAAUCCAAGAGUCCAUGGAAGAGAAAGAACAGCUCCUUCAUUAUAAGAAUGUCGUAGCAGGACUAGUUGGGAGAGCAAAGACAAUAGUUCAGCUGAAGCCAAGGAAUCCAGAUAAUCCACUCAAAACAUCCAUCCCGAUUAAAGCUAUUUGUGACUACAGACAAAUUGAGAUAACGAUUUACAAAGAUGACGAAUGUGUACUGGCAAGCAAUUCCCAUCGUGCAAAAUGGAAAGUGAUUAGUCCAAGUGGCAACGAGGCCAUGGUUCCCUCCGUCUGUUUCACUGUUCCUCCACCUAACAAAGAAGCAAUAGAUACUGCGAACAGAAUUGAACAGCAAUACCAGAAUGUCCUAACUCUGUGGCACGAAUCACAUAUAAACAUGAAAAGUGUGGUCACCUGGCACUACUUGACAAAUGAAAUUGAAACCGUUCGAGCAAGUAAUGUUGCUUCGAUAAAGACGCUACUACCAGGUGAACAUCAGCAAGUUUUGAGCAACUUACAGUCCCGCUUCGAUGAUUUCCUGGAAGACAGUCAGGAGUCUAAAGUCUUUUCAGUUGCUGACAUUGCACAGCUGGAAAGGGAGGUGAACGUUUGCAAGCAGUACUACCAGGAGCUUCUGAAGUCUGCAGAGAGAGAGGAGCAUGAGGAAUCUGUUUACAACUUAUAUAUCUCUGAAGUUCGAAACAUCAGACUGCGCUUGGAGAAUUGCGAAGAUCGUUUGAUCAGGCAGAUUCGAACCCCAUUAGAGAAAGACGAUCUACAUGAAAGUGUGUUUCGAGUAUCUGAACAAGAGAAACUAAAGAAGGAGCUAGAGCGACUCAAAGAGGAUUUGGAAACAAUCACAGACAAAUGCGAUGAUUUUUUUAAUCAAGCCAGUGGUUCACCCUCAGUCCCUACUUUGAGAUCAGAGCUUAACCUACUGAUUCAAAAUAUGAAUCAGGUUUACUCCAUGUCUUCCAUUUACAUAGAAAAGUUAAAAACUGUAAAUUUGGUUCUCAAAAACACCCAAGGAGCUGAAGCCUUAGUGAAAUUGUAUGAGACUAAAUUGUGUGAAGAAGAUCCAUUAAUGGCUGACAAAAGUAAUAUAGAGAGCCUGAUGGCUACUUUAAAGCAAUGGAGAUCAGAGGUUGAUGAAAAAAGAGAAGUGUUCCAUUCUCUAGAAGAUGAGCUCCAGAAGGCCAAAGCAAUUAGUGAUCAGAUGUUUAAAACUCACAAGGAACGUGAUCUUGACUUAGACUGGCACAAAGAGAAAGCAGAUCAGUUGACUGAGAGGUGGCAAAAUGUUCAUUCCCAGAUUGAAAACAGAUUGCAUGACUUAGAGGGGAUCAAUAAGUCACUGAAGUACUACAGGGAUACUUACGGUGCACUGGAUAAUUGGAUUAAGCAAGUUGAAGAAACUCAGCAAAAGUUUCAGGAAAACCCGCCUCAGAACAGCAGGGCCCUGGCUAAACAACUAAACCAGCAGAAGAUGCUAAUAGCUGACAUAGAGAUGAAACAGAACAAAUUAGAUGAGUGUCAGAAGUACUCAGAGCAGUAUUCUACUACAGUAAAGGACUAUGAAUUACAGACAAUGACAUAUAGAGCCAUGGUUGACUCUCAGCAAAAAUCUCCUGUGAAACGCCGAAGAAUGCAGAGUUCCUCCGAUUUUAUUAUUCAGGAGUUUAUGGAUUUACGAACACGCUAUACAGCUUUGAUGACCCUGAUGACUCAGUAUAUAAAGUUUGCAGGCGAUUCUCUGAAAAGGCUGGAGGAGGAAGAGAACCUAAAGAAUAAGGAAGCACUUGUCCGUGUGGAAUAUUCUGAUCUGGAACAGCAACAAAAAGCAGUAGUGAAUGAGAAUCGGAAACUUAUGGAAAGGAUAAAUGAACUCGAGGAGAUGUUAGCAGAAUUGAGGAGACAGAAGUUCCAGCUGGAAGAAGAACUCCCAAAAGCAAAGGAAGAGGCAGAAAAAGAAAUGAAGAGACUGCAAAAGAAAAUAGAGGAGAUUUCUCUUCAGAAAAGCAAGGCUGAACAAGAGACAAAACGAUACCGCAUAGAACUGGAUGAUGUUGUUCAGGAGAAGGAAGCUGCAGAGGAGGAAUUGGAACGUGUGAAACAGCUCACCUUGAAAGCUGAGGCUCAAAGAACCAUUGUUGAAGAAAACCUCAGAGCUUUCAGAAUUCAGUUAGAGGACAGUGACAGGGUUAGAAAGACUUUUGAAGAUCACUUAAGAAAGAAAGACACCAAUCUCCAAGACUUGGAGCAGCAAAAGAAAGCAUUAAUGGAAGAGCUGAAGAAGAAAACUGCAGAAGAGGAAAAGCUUAUGAAACUAAUUAAGGAAAUGGAACGGGACCUUGAGUUGCAAGGUAGUCUAGGGAAGAGCAAAUUCAGAGAAAAGGAAAUAACAGAGGUUAGAAGGCAAAUUACUUUAAUAGGAAGAGAAACCCUAGUAACAGGCACAGACAUUUUUAGAGAAAAGCAGGAAAUAAAGACUAUAGAUGAAUACCAGCAACUGGUUGAUGAGCUAACGUUUGCCAAGAAAAAGUCUGAAAAAAUAAUUAAAGAUUUAAAAUAUGAGCUGAAUGAACUUGAACUGCAAAAUGCAUCCUCUGAAGAAAAGGCUCGCUUACUAAAAGAAAAACUAGAUGAGGCUAAUAAUUCUCUCAGGUAUCUUAAGAUAGAGAUGGAUCAGAAAGAACUGGUAGAGCAAGGAUACUUGGAGCAGCUGAAAGAACUUGAUAGGCAACUGCAGAAGACCACAUGCAAAGCUGAAAAGGUAAUGCAAGAGGUCAUGGAUCUCAAAAAAAUAAAUAUGAAAUAUCAAGAAGAACUGAAGUCACUUCAGAAAGAAAAGGUACAGUUAAAGAGGGAGCUGGAAGAGCUGGCUAGAACACACACACAGAAUGAGAUUACUAUUCAACAAUUAAAUGUGCAAAUCAGUUCUCUCCAGCAAGAAAAAAUGGUUGCUGAACAGAGAACUAUUUCAUUUAGAGGGGAAGCAAGCAACCUGCAAGAACAGUUUAGAAAGAUGCAAGAACAAUUGCUUCAAAAGACAAGAGAAGAAAAAGAAAGCCAGUUUAAUAUCCAAAGGUUGAAAGAUGAUUUAGCUGAUAGUAAGCACAUGGUAGAGAAAUUAAAGCAGAAGGUUGAAGAGCUUAACAGAUUGAAUAGUGAAACCAAAAUAAUGAUGACUGAAGUGCGGACUGAGUCAGAGAAGGUAGUUGUUGAGAGACAAAUUAUUGACAGGAAAAAUGAUGAAUUAAAAUCUUUGAUCGAGAGCUUCAAAGAGCAGCUACGUGUCACAAAUGAAGAACUGCACAAACAGAUAAUAAUUGAACAAGAACAUUUGGAUAAAAUCAAGAGACUGGAAGAUGAGUUAAUAAAGACAAAAGAUUUGGCCAAUGAUUUUAAACAGAAAUGUGAUAGGGAGAAUGCUUACAACAUGAAUGCUGAGAUGGAAGUAAGGAAUUUAAGUAGCCAGCUGAAUACAUGUACUAUGGAAAUAAAGAUGUGUGAGCAGAAAAUUCAACAGCAGCAAGCUUAUAUUCAGGAACUGAAUAGCAAGAUGAAGAAACAGCAAGAUGAUUUCCAUCAGAAGACUUUGGAUGAACAGAUGGCACGCAAAAAGAUAGCCUUGCUUCAAGAAGAGUCAAUUAAGUUUAAACAUUCUGCAGAAGAGUUUAAGAAGAAAUUUGAAAAGCUCUUGGAAUCCCACAACAUUGCCGAAAAUGACAUAUCUGGAAUAAGGAUGGAAUGCAUUACUCUGCAGCAAGAAAGGCACAUGACUCAGGAAAAUAUCAGGAUGUAUAAGAUUCAAAUUGAAGAUCUGCAAGACAGACUUCAGAAAUGUCGUGAGCAACUACAACAAGGAAAGCAUGCAGAAACUGAAUAUUUGCAUAAGUACCGCAAGCUUGAAGAAGAAUUACAUAUUCAGAAACGUACAAUAGAGAACUUGAAACACCAAAUAGAUAUGCAGAAAAGAGAGCACUGCAAUCAGUUACGUAUGUUUCAGAAUGAGAUCAACAAAAAGAACAUACAGUUAGACUUUGGUUGGAAAGGAAAUGGAUUUAGUUACAUGGGAGAUACUUCCCCAAGAGAGUUUGAGAAACAUAACUUGUGUACUACGACCUCUCCUUUAUUAAGAAGACGGCAAAUUGAGAUUAGUACUCCAGGUUGUAAAACUGAACAGCUCGUUACUACCGGCUCAUUGCCACGAGAGAAGUCAUAUCAACUGUCUGGAAUAACAAACUCACUAGAAAAUGGAGUGAGCCAACAAUCCUAUGCUGAAUAUGUUUCUCAGACAAGUACACAGCUUGAGAUAACCAUUGAUAAGAACAACCCUCUCGCAGGAGACAGCAAAUUCCUCAGUUCAAGACAUGAAGACGGUUAUGAAUUGGGAUUAGGGAAACAUCGGCAUCCUUUGGAGAAGUCAGUAGAAGAAGAAAAGAAGGAACACGUUGAAAAAGCUGGGGACUUACUGAAAUGGGUAUCAAAUGUCACCAAGAGUCUCAGAGAAGGUGGUGGAGGAAGAUCUGAAAAAGCAGAUUUACUUAAGAAACAGAUAUCUGCUGAUGAUUUAUCUAUGAAGAAAGAACAGAUAUCAGAAGCUUUACAAACAACGCAAACAUUUUUAGCAAAACAUGGCGAUAAAAUGACAGAGGAGGAGAAAAAUGAAAUGGAAAACCAUGUUAAGUCCCUGCAAGAAGGUUAUAAACUAUUAUCCAAUGAAGAUUUGAAACAGUUGCAGGAGGAACAAAAUAUAGAUGAUGAAAGAAUGGAUGAAAAGGUGGACAAAGUUAUAGCUGGCAUCAUUGAUCAGACCACCGGAGAGAAGUUUUCAGUCUUGCAGGCAGUUUAUAAAGGACUUCUUGACUAUGACACUGGAAUUCAAUUACUUCAGGCCCAGCUCAUUUUAUCAGGCUUAAUUUCACCAACUCUGAGAAAGGGUUUUGACCUUGAAGAAGCAAAAGCUAAUGGACUUGUUGAUGACCAAGCUGUAAUGCAGCUACAAGAUUUGCAGAAUGCCAAGUCAGUCCUUUCAGAACUGCAGUUGACACCACACCCAGUAGUUGCUGCUUUGGAAAAGAGUUUAAUUUCAGAAUCUUUGGCUAUUAAAAUUCUUGAAAUCCAGUUUUCCACAGGGCAUAUAAGUAUACCAGGCACAGAAGAACAUUUGACUGUGCACCACGCUUUUCAGAAGAACCUAAUUUCUGCAGCAUUAUAUACCAAACUUCUAGAACGACAGGACAUGUGCAGAGAUCUCAUUGAUCCCAACACUGCUGAAAGGCUCUCCCUUGAGGAGUUGCUUGACAGAACUGUUAUACAUGAAAAAACAAGCUUGAGAUUUUUACCUGUGAUGCCUCAAGAAAGAGGGCGGAUAAUGCUAAAAUCUGGAAGGAAGAUAACUGUUUUGAGAGCAGCUCAUGAAGGACUCAUAGAAAGGGAAACUAUGUUCAGGCUGUUAGGUGCUCAGCUGUUUUCUGGGGGUAUCAUCCAUCCUCACUCGGGACACCGGAUGACUGUUGAAGAGGCAAUGGGAGAAGGGCUGAUUGAUCAAGACACUGCUUGUGCUGUUUUGACUCACCAGGUUCAGACAGGUGGGAUCCAAUGUCCAAACUCAUCAAAACGGUUGACUGUUGACGAAGCUGUACAAUGCAACCUGAUCUCCUCUAGGAGUGCACUGCUGGUGCUUGAGGCACAGAGAAACUUUGUUGGCCUCCUCUGGCCACACAAUGGUGAAAUCUUCCCUAUAUCCACCUCCUUGCAUCAAGACAUGAUUACUAAUGAGUUGGCCUGCAAAAUUCUAAAUGGGAGGCAGAAAAUAGCAGCUCUUUAUAUUCCAGAAACAUGUGAAGUGAUCAGCUUGGAGAAUGCUGCCCAGCAAGGAAUCAUAGAUAGCUACACAUCAUCAAUUUUGUGUAAUCUUACACUGCCUGAUGAAAUGCCAAAUAUGGAUGAUCUACCAUUCCCUUUGAAGAGAGCUGCAAGAUGGUUUUCAUCUUGCGAACUCCAUCCAUCUUUCCUGCACAAGCAAAGCAGGGAUAUAGAUAGUACUAGUACCAGUGAUCCAAAGCAACACCACUUUCAACAAGCUCAAAAGCUAUUCAUGUCUUACCUAAUGAUAAAUAGCUAUAUGGAUGCUAAUUCGGGCCACAGGCUUCUUUUGCAUUGUGGUGACUUAAACGAAACUGUCAAGUGGUUAAGGGAUGGCAGUAGUUCCCAAUAUAAUACAGAUGGGAUAGAAGGACAAUCUUGUGACUUCUGUAUAAACCCAAAAUCACCAGAUCAUGAGCAAAACUCUAAAAAUAGUUCUAUCACUGGCAAUGAUUUAAUCCAAGAUACAGGCAUCCAAAACAUUUCUAGGGAUGAUAAGAAGAAGGAAUUUCACAAAGAUGACCAGAACAGCAAGCAUUUAAAGGAAAAUAAUUUAUCAGUUGUAACUGGUGUUUCAGAUACAUCAGAAUAUCUUACAGAUACAUUAUUUUCCAAAAAGGAAACGAAAUUUGGAGAGGCAACCAAUGCAAAGGGGAAACAUGAAACAGAAAGUUUGCUAGAAUCUUCUGAAGAAAUACCAAUGAAAAUAGGGGAAAACAUAACUAAGGAAACAGAUGCUGGAAGUGAUGAAGUAAGGGGUUGCCCCUCAAAUUAUUUUCAGGAAAGCAAUCCUUCAAUAAUAAAUGAACAUAAUAUUGGUGUGUUAGAAGAAGGGAAAGUCAAGGAGAAAGAAAACAUUAUGUCAGUCAUCUUAGACAACCAUUUAGAUGCUAGUCAUUUCCCAGAUAUUAAUACUGAAGGAAAAGCACAAGGCAUCUCUGUUUCACAGAGAGGCAAGUGUCAUAAUUUUCAGACUGAAGAAGAAAUUGUAUUGAUGGAAGAUGAAGUAAAAGAGGAGUUUUGCAAUAGUACUCUGGAACAUGGCAAUAAACUUUUAAAAACACGGACUCAGGAAGAUUUGGAGCCUUAUACUACAGAUGGGUUGUUGCAGCCAGAAAUUAAUAAUGCUCCUUUGCUUCAUAAUUAUAAUAAGAACAGUGGAUGUCCUUUGCAAGCUUUUAUUGAUACAAACAGUAAUGUACCGCUAGAAGACAGUCCUAUACUACAUGAUGCAUGCCCACCAAAAGAUUCCCAUUACAUUAAUGGUAGACUACCACAAGAUCUUACAAAAUAUGUCAAUCCACCAUUGAAAGACACUGCAGAUAGAUUUACUGUGCAAGAUAAAUCAUCAUUAGAAGCAUGUCAUAUACCACAUAGUACAGUUCAAAAUAAUCAGAGUAUGCCAGUGCUAGAAAAGGAUUCUCCUGAUAUUAAUUCAUUAUAUGAAGACAAUAUGAGUUUGAUCAAUGGAUUAUUAAAGGAACAGCGGAUGGAAAUUGAAAAUAGGGAAUAUAUGGAAAAACUUAUUAUUACCAGAAACAGUCAGCAGCUCAUAGAGCCAGCUGAUUUACACAGUACAUCUCAUACCAAUUUUGAUAGGAAUCUAUUGUUGAAAAAUAAAGAUGAUAAAUCCACUAUGCCAAUUCAAAGACUUCCCCUGGAAGAUGUCAUUGAUAGAAACAAUGAGUUCAUAGCUGCAGUCAGUUUUGAAUUUUCUGAUGAAAUAUCUAUUAACAUCACUCCUGAGAGCGAACCCAGAACAUCUCUGGAAGUUGAUACUGGAAUGAAGAAUAAAGAGCUAUCUCUGGGUGACUAUCAACCAGGAGUUGCACUUGGCAGCUUGAUUCUGGAGGGAAGCAACAUUAUUUCACAGCCAGAAAAUGACGGUGACUAUAAAGACAGUACAGGGCAGUGUCAUACAACUUUGCAUAAAGAUGUCAGUGAAACUUAUGACGCUACACAGACCCAUCAUAACAAUGGAAAGGUCUGUAACUUGGCAAAAAUGAACAACAGUAAAGAUGUUACUCCAGAGCCUACCAAGGAAGCCAUAAAAGUAGCAGCAGAAAAGCCAGUUCACAGAGGUCCAAAAUAUUCUCAGGUUAACCUGAAUGACAAUGAGGAGAAUAUUCUGUGCUUUAGUGAAUCAAAUGACACAGAGAUUUUUGAAAUUAUAAAUGUUGGAGCUUUCAAUGCAUGGCUACUAGAUACUCAAGAUAAGGUGGAAGGUACUGGAGAUGUAGAAAAGAAAGAUCAGAAAAAAGGAAGUGAUGAUAGUGAAGGAAAUGACAUCUCCCAUGAAAGGUUACAGGAAGCUGAAAAUCAAAGAGUUGGGCAUGAGGAAAUCCGAAUGAAGGAAGGUGACUCUGAUGGGAGUGAAUAUGAAAGCUUAUGCAUGGAUAGUGGGAAUAGCGAUUAUGAGGAAAAUACUAAUAAUAUUGAGGGAGAAAAUAGUGGAGAUGAGGACGAUUUUGAAGGUUAUGAUUAUGUUGAUUUUGAUUAUGAUACUUCUGAUACCACAGAUGUGGAUGAGGAUGUGAUGGAAAUGCAUUAUUUUCAGUGCCAUGCUGAAAAGAUUGGAGCACAGUGUUUUGGAGACAACGGAAAACAACUUUCAGACAAGAAUAUUUAUCAGGAAAAUAAUUUGCACGUGGAGUCAAAAGAUGGCUUCCCCUGCUUUGAAAACUGUAGUGCUUCCAAAAACCAAAAUAAACCUGAUGCUACUAAAGAAAUUAUUUAUAGCCUAUCAUGUAAAUGUAAAGAUGAAAUACUGCAAGACAGUGAUCAGGAUCAUGAAUCUUUCAUGGAAAGUCAAAUCCCUCCAUUAUGUAUAACCAAUGGUGCAACAUUAAAGGAUACAAGACGAACAGAUGAUAAGCAGGUUGAGCCAGACGUUCCUCCUCAAAACAACUUACAUACUGAUCACAGCAAAGUUAAAUUUCAUGAUGACAUAUUAAUGCCAUGUUUUAAUAAUGAGAAAAGUCAGGAAGUUAAUGGUGGAGCACUGGUACAAGCAAUUACUAAUAAGCCACAGUUAGGAAUGGGAACUCCAGAACAAGAUAAUAAUGGGGUGUGUAUUCUAAAUGGAAAGCUGGGUGAGUCUUUCACACCAGACAUUAAAAAUGGUUACAAUGAUAUUCCCCCAUGUGAUGGAACAACAAAUAUUGACCAAAUAUCAGACAAAACAAAAUCAGGCAUGCAUUCAAAUGGCUUUCCUACUAAUGAAUCAGUGGACCAUGUGGAGGAUUUUGGCCUUUCCACUUACUUAAAACAAAGUGCAAAAAAUGUCAAAGCCAAAGAUAUAUUAGAAUUGAGAGAGAAUAAUACAUUGCACCUUACAAAACCUCAAGACAAUGGAAAAGAUCUAGAUGCCAUUAGCUGCAGAAACAAUAAGGGAGAGCACAAUCCAAGAGAAUUGAAUUGCCAGCUGUUGCCAUCUCUACCAUCAGUUCCUCCAGAGCCUGUGUUAGUUAAAAAAAGAGAAGGUGGUGUCCACCCUGAUCUGCAUCAUGAUAAAACCCAAAACUCCAAAUAUGACUUUAACAAGAUGUCACAACAGGAGCAUGAAGCAAGUAACAAAGAUGAAACAAGUUCUAAGGAUCAGGCAAUAGGCUUGUUUUAUAAUACAUUAAGCACCGUGGAUGGUAGUUCCUACUGUAUGAAGCAGAAAGCUGAUGAAACAUGGACUGCUCCUAGCAGCUUAAGAACUCCUAAGAAAAGCAUACAACUGUCACAGAAAGAUAUGGUGUUUCUUAAUUUUCCUCCAGUGAAGGAACAAGAAGUGCAUUUCUCUAUACCAGCUACAUUACCUGAAGGCAUAACAGAUAUAUUUAAAAGCGGUAUAAAAGAUGGCCGUGUUUAUUACAAGCGUGAAGAUGAACCAUUGAGUUAUAUUGGUACAAAAGGUUUAAUGCAAAAUUUACUGAAAAUGGUUAAUUACACACAUCAUGACAAUGAGGAGUCUAAUCAAUCUGAAAUCAAACAUGCAAAUGACAGUAGAACUAUUUCAAUGUCCACUCAAAUGUGUGUAAAUACAAAUGAAUAUAAUUUUGCCCCAGAUAUUUGGAUUGAUAAUAGAAGUCCUGACCUCCUCCUUGAUAUAUUGAAGCAAGACCAUGGCAAUCGAACUGAAAGUACACAUGAGACUGUGGAUGAUGUGGUCCAGAGUGGAAAAGAUCCAGAGAAAAGAACCUCUGAGCUUGACCAUACUUUUCCCAUCCUAGAUGGGACUGGACAUUCAUUAGAAUUGAAAUCAGAACAUGCUGCAGCGUAUACUGAUGCAUUUGGUAAGACUCUUAACUUGAAACAACAUCACCAAGCUGAGCAACCAGUCCAUCCACCAAACAUCUACUCUAAUGACAUUAUGGGAAUGACUGAAUCUGUACCAGGAUCUGACACAAGAAGCAUGCUAAAUAGUGGUAUGCAACCUUGUCUGUGGUAUACAGAAAAUCUGAGAAGACACUUGACAGUGUUUCAAGAUAUGAAAUUUCUCUUGGAUGAUUUCCAGCCAAUCAGUAAUGAUUUAGAAGCCCUUAAAGUGCAGCUUGAGCAAUUGGAGUCCUUUGAGUCAAGACUUGGUGGCUUUGCUGUUAUUUUGCGCAAAGAUAUGAAGUUGGCAGAAGAGUUUCUAAAACUUCAGCACAAGGAUAUUCCCAGAGAGCAACUUCAAGAUCUGAAAGAAAGCUAUGAAUGUUUGGAAAAUAAUUUCUUGAUGGUCUGUGAGAUGUCUUCAAAGCGAGCAAAGCAAAUAGUCUUAGGAGUAGAGUCUGAAAUGGCUAAACUUACAGCAUUGCAUCAAGAACAUCUCGUCAAGCUUCAGGAGUUUACAGACUGGAUCAUGGAGAAGAAUGAAAUAAUUAAAAACCUCAAAGUGGAUGUAUGUGAUAUCGAAGAUGUGAGACAAAGUUUUCAGUUCUUCAAGGACCUGGAAAAAGAUCAUGGAUGUAAAAAAAUUCAGCUGGAAUCCACAGCCUUUGACAUUCAGUUUUUCAUUUCUGAACAUGCCCAAGAUCUUUCCCCAAACCAGAGCAAGCAGCUCCUGAAACUCUUAAAUAGUACACAGAAACACUUCCGAGAAGUUCAAGAAACAAUACAAUCCGAAGUGAACCGUUGUGAAACUCUUUUGCAGACAGCUCAACGUCUUGUUGGCCAGAAGGACUUAGAGGAACAGCAUCAAGAUUUUAAAGAAAAACUGCAGGAUAUAUGUGACCUCCUCACGCAAACCGAAAACCAGCUCAUUGGCCACCAGGAAGCCCUUGUCAUUGAAGACAGCAAGACUGAGUUGCAGCAAUAUCAAACCAAACAACAGGAAUUACAGAAAACUAUGCAAGCAAAUACGCAGGCAUUGGCUGAAAUUGUGAAAAACACAGAGAUGUUCUUAAAAGAAAAUGGAGAAAAGCUGCUUCAAGAAGACAAGAUCUCUCUUGAAAAGAAGCUGAAUGAAGCUAAGACCAAGUGUCUCCUGCUUAGCCAGAAGGCAGAAGAAUCCAGAAAAGAGCUGGAUAAAGCUGUGACAACAGCUAUUAAGCAGGAAACAGAGAAGGUUGCAGCCAGAGAACAGUUGGAAGAGAGUAAAAAUACAAUAGAAAAUCUUUUGGAUUGGUUGUCAAAUGUAGACAAAGAUGCUGAACAUGGGAAAAAGAAAUGCAAGCCAGCAAUCAAGCAGAAUGGCAAUCAUAUUCAGGAGGAGGAUGUGGAGGGUUUGGUGGAAGAAGAAGAUGAAGUCAAUGGUAACUUGCUAGACAUUGAACAGGAAAAUGAAAUCCAGAUAGAUGGGCAGCUGAAACCAUCGGAAGAUAAUCUCAAUAUGCAAUAUCAGAAAGCUAAGGCUCAACAUGAGAAACUUAUUUCGCAGCAGCAAGCUGUCAUCAUAGCAACACAGUCAGCCCAAGCCCUACUUGAGAAACAAGGGCAUCAUCUUUUACCAGAGGAAAAAGAAAAGAUUCAAAGGAAUAUGAAGGAACUGAAAGUGCAGUAUGAUACUAUUUUAGCUGAAUCGGAGCAGAAACUGAAGUUGACACGUUCGCUACAGGAGGAACUUGAGAAAUUUGAUGUAGACUAUGGUGAAUUUGAAAGUUGGCUCCAGCAGGCAGAGCAAGAACUUGAAAACCUAGAGACAGGAGCCUCUGAAUUCAAUGGGAUUGUGGCCAAACUAAAAAGGCAGAAAAGUUUUUCUGAAGAUGUCAUUUCUCACAAAGGGGACUUGAGAUACAUUACCAUUUCUGGACAGAGAGUAUUGGAUGCUGUCAAGUCAUGUAACGAAAGAGAAGGUGUUAAAUAUGAUAAAGAAGAUAUUGAUACUUCAUCAACAUUUAUGGAGGUACAGAAUAAGUUGGACAGUGCAACUGGUCGCUUCAAAUCUCUCUAUUCUAAGUGCAGUAUCUUUGGAAAUAACCUCAAAGACCUGGUAGAUAAAUAUCAGAAUUAUGAGGAUGCCUCCUCUGGGCUUCUGUCAGGACUCCAGGACUCUGAGGAAGCUUUGAAUAAACAUCUAUCAGAAGCUGUUGCUGCCGAUCCCAAAAAUCUCCAGAGACAACUAGAAGAAACCAAGGUGCUUCAGGGACAAGUAUCUGGUCACCAGAUGGCUGUGGAGAAACUGAAAAAAGCAGCUGAAGUGCUUUUCGACACAAGGGGGGAACUGUUGCCAGAUAAAGAUGAAAUUCAGAAUACACUGGAUACUAUUGUGGAUAAGUAUAAUCAGUUAUCCAAAGCAGUGAAUGAUCGUAAUGAGAAACUCCAAAUCACUCUGACACGUUCAUUAAGUGUUCAGGAUGGACUGGAUGAAAUGCUUGAUUGGAUGAAUGGCGUUGAGAAGAGACUUGAGGAGCAAGGUCAAGUGCCUUUGAAUUCUGCUGCUCUUCAGGAUGUCAUCAGUAGAAGUAUGGCUUUAGAGCAAGACAUUCUAAGUCGUCAAAGCAGCCUAAAUGCCAUGAAAGAAAAAAUGAACAAAUGCAUGGAAACAGCAGAUCCAUCCACUGCAUCCUCUUUGCAAGCUAAAAUGAAUGAGCUUUCUGUACGGUUUACUGAAGCAAAUAGGAAACACAAGGAAAAACUUGGAAAGAUGGAAAAACUGCAGAGUAAAGUAGAACUGUUUGAAUGCCUGUCUGAUAAACUUCAGUCAUUCUUGGACAAGAAGACUCAGGCUCUUAGUGAAGCUGACGUCCCAGGGAAGGAUGUCACUGAAAUGUCCCAAUAUGUUCAGGAAACCAGCACUGAAUUGAUGGAGCAGAAAAAAGAUCUUAAAGUUUUGCAACACCUCAUUGAAGAACUUUCUCCUCAUGCGCUUCCUGCAGACAAAUCUUUAGUAUUAGAAAAAGUAAAUGCUCUGUUAAAGAAAUUUAAGGAAGUUGAAGAAGCCAUACAAGAAAGAGAAGACGAUGUGUCUUCUUGCCAACAGCAAAUGGACACAUUCAACCUUCAUGUAGAAUCUUUAAAGAAAUGGAUAGAUGAGAUGAUCAAAAAAGUUCCAGACACACAGCCUUCUUUGAAUACUGAAACUUUAAAGAAACAUUUGCAAACUACCAAGAAUUUGGAAAAGGAAUGGAGUUCAAAGGCACCUGACAUUCAGAAAAUGAUUACCAGAGGAACAGUGUUGUGCAACCUGAUCAGUGCUGUGACUUCACCUGCAAAGUCAAGGGGAAUAAAACCAGCUGUAAGUGGCUUGGUAUUAAAUGGUGAAGGAGCAACUGUAGGUAACCAGGAUUUUUUGUCAAACAAAGAACUAACCACAGUCCAUCACAGCAUGUCAGCAGUAAGCAGUAGUUAUGAUGAUUUGGGGGCAAUGCUGAAGAAAAAAACUUCAGAACUGGAAUCCAUGCUUUCAAACAUGCAGAACGUUCAAGAAGAAUCAAACUCAAUGAUGGACUGGUUACAGAAAAUGGAUACUGCUACAGCCAAGUGGGAAACAGCUCCUCUCGACACUGAGUCAGUUAAGGAACAAGUGGAUCAACAUAAGCUUUUUGAAACAGAAUUGAAACAGAAUGAGAAUAAAGUGCAAGAGUUGAAGGACAGAGUUGCAGAGCUAUUGGAGAAGAACCCGAACUCUCCUGAGGCACCAAAAUGGAAACAGAUGUUGGAUAAAAUAGAUUCCAAGUGGAAAGAACUGAGUCAGGUAGCAGCUGACAGACAGAAAAAAUUGGAAGAGUCAUCGAAUUAUCUGACCCAAUUUCAGACAACUGAGGCUCAGUUAAAACAGUGGCUGGUGGAAAAGGAAUUAAUGGUCAGUGUCCUCGGACCACUGUCAAUUGAUCCAAACAUGCUGAACACUCAGAAACAGCAAGUUCAGAUUCUGCUCAAAGAGUUUGACACACGAAAGCCUCAGUAUGAACAGCUAAGUGCAGCUGGACAAGGGAUCCUGAAAAAACCAGGAGAACAUCCACCUUCUCACGAAACAGUGAAGCAACAACUGGCUGCUGUGGCAGAGAAGUGGGAUGGAUUAACAGGACAGCUGAGUGACCGGUGCAGCCGAAUUGACCAAGCCAUUGUCAAAAGUACAGAGUACCAAAACUGUCUGAGAAGGCUCUCUGAGAAACUUGGUGCCUUGGAUGAUAAACUGAGUCAAAGUCUGGCUAUAAGUACAGACCCUGAUGCUGUGAAGCAGCAGCUGGAACUGGCCAGAGAAGUCAAAGAAGAAAUAAAAAAGGAAAUGCUGAAUAUUGAUGCUGCUGAGAUUCUGUGCAAGGAGUUAUCAGAGUUGGUGGCAGAAGACUAUUUGAAAGCAGAACUUGCCAGGCAGUUAGAUGGCAUUUUGAAACCUUUUAAGGAUAUGGAACAAAAAGCAGGAAAUCACAUAGAGCAACUUCAGUCAACCUAUGUUAGUUCUCAUCAAUUCCAGAAAAUGUCUAAGGACUUUCAGAUCUGGCUGGACAAACAGAAAGAAGAACAGAAUCAGUCCCGUCCUAUCUCUACCAGGCUGGAGUCUCUGUGGUCAUUAGUUGAUGAUCAAAAAGAGUUCAAAGCAAGGUUGUCUGACCAGAUUGGCUGUUAUGAGAAGAUAAUUGCUGAAGGAGAAAGUCUGCUCCAGAAGACUCAAGGAGUAGAGAAAGCAGAACUGCAGUCUCAGUUAAACCUGCUUAAAGAUAACUGGGAGGAAAUGAACAAGCAAGUUAAAGAGAGACAAGACAAGUUAAACAAUUGUGUAGAGAAAGCCCUCAGAUAUAAAGAGCAUGUGGAUAUCCUGCAACCUUGGAUAGCAAAGUGUGAGAGCAACGUGUCUGAAAUCAAGAUGGGGAUUGAUCCAGUGGAGCUAGAGAACUCAAUCACUCAGGUGAAGACCUGGCAGAAGGAUCUGGACAAACACCAAGGGAUAGUGGAACUCUUGCGUAAUGCAGCAGACACUUUCCUCAAUGCCUGUGAGACAGAUAAAGAUGUUAUUGAAGAGGAGAAGACACUUCUGAUUCAGAAAAUGAAUGUGGCCACAGAACAAUUACAAAUGAAAAGAGAUGAGUUGGAAAAGAUGUCUCAGAAACUGAAAGAGUUUCAAGAAUCAUCUAGAGAAGUUAAAGAACAGCUGAAGAAUGCCAGGGAACAGCUGGAAGUGCAUGAGUCUCUCAAACCCCAGACCUAUAGCAACAAACACUUGACAAUUAUGCAGGCUCAGCAGAAAGCACUCCAGAUUACAAAGAAUCAAGUAGAUGUGACGAAAAAGCUUGCCCAAGAGCUUGUGGUGGAGGCUGUGGGUUCAUCAGGCGUCUCGGACCUCUUGUUGCAAGCAGAAGCAUUAGAAAAGGAAUACAGCAACAUCAAUGAGCAGGUCGAGCAGCAAUGUUCCUUCCUGGAAUCUAAACUCCAAGGAAUUGGCCAUUUCCAAAAUGCAAUAAGAGAGAUGUUUUCCCAGUUUGCAGAGUUUGAUGAUGAGUUGGACAGCAUGGUGCCCGUGAGCAGGGAUGUAGUCAUACUGCAGUCACAGCAGAGGGAUAUCAAAGCUUUCCUGAAAAAAUUGGAGGAACUCAUCACUAGUAAUGAAAAUGCAAACAAGACAUGUAAAGCAAUGUUAGCGAGUGAAGCAGAAACUUCUCCUGAUCUUGCAGGUAUAAAAAGGGACUUGGAGGCUUUAAAUAAACAGUGCAACAAGUUACUUGACAGAGCAAGGACCAGAGAUGAGCAAAUUGAAGGGACUAUUAACCGUAUGGAGGAAUUCUACAGCAAACUACAGGAAUUUUCCAAGCUCCUUGGAGAUGCUGUAGAACAUGAGGAAUCCCAAGGUCCUGUUGCAAUGGAAACAGAAACUAUUAAUCAACAGCUGAAUGCAUUUAAGGUAUUUGAGAAAGAAGCGAUCGAACCGCUGCAGGUUAAGCAACAAGAGGUCAAUUGGUUAGGUCAAGGCCUGAUUCAGAGUGCAGCUAAAAACACUAGCAUCGAAAACCUUGAGUGUAAUCUUGAGGAUGUGAACACAAAAUGGAAAACUCUCAACAAGAAGGUGGCUCAAAGAGCAGCUCAACUGCAAGAAGCCCUGCUGCACUGUGGAAGGUUUCAAGAUGCUGUUGAAUCUAUUCUGUGCUGGCUGAUUGAUACAGAAGACCUUGUAGCUAACCAGAAACCUCCAUCGGCUGAGUUUAAGGUUGUUAAGGCCCAAAUACAGGAGCAAAAACUUCUUCAGAGAUUGCUGGACGACCGCAAACCCACUGUCGAAUUGAUCAAGCGUGAAGGAGAGAAAAUUGCCGAGUCAGCAGAGCCUGCUGAUAAAGACAAGAUCUUGAAACAGCUGAACCUCCUGGAUAGCAGAUGGGAUGCGCUGCUCGAUAAAGCAGAAAGGAGAAAUCGCCAGUUGGAAGGUAUCUCUGUAGUGGCACAGCAGUUCCAUGAAACUUUUGAACCACUGGUUGAAUGGAUAGUAGCCACUGAAAAGCGGCUUUCAAAUUCAGAACCCAUUGGUACACAGGCUUCCAAACUGCAACAACAGAUUUCUCAACACAAAGCCUUAGAGGAAGACAUCACCAUUCACAACACAAAUUUGCAUGAAACCGUUAAUAUUGGUCAGGCUCUAAAGACCUUGUGCUCCAAAGAGGAUAAAGAAAUGGUGCAGGAGAAACUAGAUUCUUCAGAAGCACGAUACACAGAGAUUCAAGAGAAAUAUAGCAGUAGGGCUGAGCUUCUGCAGCAAGCGUAUUGCAAUUCUCAGAUUUUUGGAGAAGAUGAAGUCGAAUUGAUGAACUGGCUGAAUGAAGUUCACAAGAAGCUGAGCAAACUGGCAGUCCAAGACUACAAUACUGACCUGUUAGGGAAACAACACACUGAAAUGCUGGUUCUUCAAGAAGAGAUUGAGCUCAGGAAGCAAAAUGUGGAUCAGGCUAUACAAAAUGGUUUGGAGCUUCUCAAACAAACCACAGGUGAUGAAGUUAUCAUUAUUCAGGAUAAAUUGGAAGGUAUUAAAGCAAGAUACAAGGACAUCACUAAGCUCAGCUCUGAUGUUUCCAAGACUCUAGAACAAGCUCUAAAGCUGUCAGGACAACUACAAUGUACCCACGAGGAACUCUGCACUUGGCUCGACAAAGUCGAAGUGGAAUUGUUGUCGUAUGAUUCUCAGGUCCCCAAAGGCAAAGAAUUAAAUAAGGCACAAGAAAGGCAAAAGGAAUUAAAAAAAGAAGCAAAGGAAAACAAAAACUUGUUAGACACACUCAAUGAAGUCAGCAGUGCUUUGCUGGAACUAGUGCCAUGGCGAGCGAGAGAAGGGAUAGACAGAAUGGUAACGGAAGACAAUGAACGGUAUAGGACUGUGAGUGACAGUAUAACUCAGAAAGUGGAAGAAAUUGAUGCUGCCAUCUUAAGAUCACAACAGUUUGAUCAAGCAGCAGAUACUGAAUUAGCCUGGGUUGAUGAAACAGGGAAAAAACUGAUGUCUCUGGAUGAUAUUAGGCUCGAACGGGAACAGACCACUGCUCAGCUACAAGUUCAAAAGGCAUUUACCAUGGAGAUUUUGAAACACAAGGACACAAUAGAAGAACUUGUUGCAUCUGGAGAUGAGAUUAUGAAGACCUAUAUGGAAGCGGAGAAACAAACAAUGAAGAAGAAACUGGAAAGCCUUGUGCAGAAGUAUGAUAUUCUCUGUCAGAUGAACUCUAAGAGGAACCUGCAACUAGAACGGGCUCAGUCUCUGGUUAGCCAGUUCUGGGAGACAUAUGAAGAGAUUUGGCCGUGGUUAACGGAAACAAAAAUGGUCAUCUCACAGCUUCCAGCACCAGCUCUUGAAUAUGAAACUCUAAAGCAACAGCAAGAAGAACAUCGGCAAUUACGAGAGUUGAUUGCAGAGCACAAGCCUCACAUAGAUAAGAUGAACAAAACUGGACCUCAGCUUCUGGAGCUGAGCCCACGGGAAGGUUUUUCAAUCCAAGAGAAAUAUGUAGCAGCUGAUGCUCUUUACAGCCAGAUUAAAGAAGAUGUCAAAAAGCGAGCACAGGCACUGGAUGAAGCAAUUUCUCAGUCUACCCAGUUCCAUGACAAGAUAGAUUCGACCAUUGAGAGCCUGGAGCGCAUCGUUGAACGUUUGAGGCAGCCACCUUCAAUCUCAGCAGAGGUUGAGAAGAUUAAAGAACAGAUCAGUGAAAAUAAGAAUGUGUCUGUAGACCUAGAAAAACUUCAGCCUGUGUAUGAAACACUCAAACAGCGUGGGGAGGAAAUGAUAGCGCGUUCAGAAGGCGCUGAUAAGGAUAUUUCUGCUAAAGUGGUUCAAGACAAACUGGAUCAAAUGGUCUUUAUCUGGGAAGACAUUCAUACCUUAGCUGAGGAAAGGGAGGCCAAACUGCUUGAUGCCAUGGAAUUAGCAGAGAAGUUCUGGUGUGAUCACAUGGGUCUUGUGGCGACUAUUAAAGAUACUCAAGAUUUUAUCAGAGAACUAGAAGGAGCUGGGAUUGAUCCAUCAGUGGUAAAACAACAGCAAGAGGCAGCAGAAUCUAUCAAAGAAGAGGUAGAUGGAUUACAGGAAGAGCUGGAUGCAGUUGUGAACCUCGGCUCUGAACUCAUAGCUGCAUGUGGAGAACCUGACAAACCUUUAGUCAACAAGAGCAUAGAUGAGUUAAAUUCUGCUUGGGAUGCUUUAAAUAAAUCAUGGAAAGAGCGUGUUGACAAGCUUGAGGAAGCCAUGCAGGCUGCUGUCCAGUAUCAAGAUGGGUUGCAGGCAAUAUUUGACUGGGUGGAUAUCGCAGGCAGUAAAUUAGCUUCAAUGUCACCAGUUGGAACAGAUCUAGAAACAGUGAAACAACAAACAGAAGAAUUGAAGCAAUUUAAGAAAGAAGCCUAUCAGCAACAAAUAGAAAUGGAACGACUGAACCAUCAAGCAGAGCUAUUAUUGAAAAAGGCGACCGAGGAGAGUGAUAAGCAUACUGUACAAGAACCUUUAUCUGAACUCAAACUUUUGUGGGAAAGUCUGGAGGAUAAAAUCGUCAGCCGUCAGCACAAACUGGAAGGUGCUUUGUUAGCUUUGGGGCAAUUCCAGCAUGCCCUGGAUGAGUUGCUGACAUGGCUGACGCAUACAGAAGACUUGUUGAAUGAUCAGAAACCUGUGGGCUCAGAUCCCAAGGCUAUUGAAAUUGAACUGGCCAAACAUCAUGUGCUGCAAAAUGAUGUCUUAGCUCACCAGUCCACUGUGGAAACCGUUAAAAAAGCAGGAAAUGACCUGAUUCAAUCAAGUGCUGUUGAAGAAGCAAGCAAUUUACAAAGCAAGCUGGAACUUUUGAAUCAGCGAUGGCAAAAUCUCUUGGAAAAAACGGAAAAAAGGAAGCAACAGCUGGACACUGCUUUGAUCCAGGCUCAAGGUUUCCAUGGUGAAGUUGAAGAUCUGCACCAAUGGCUGACAGAAACCGAACGUCAGCUUUUGGCAUCAAAGCCUGUUGGUGGUUUACCAGAGACUGCAAGAGAGCAGCUUAAUACCCAUAUGGAACUCUGUGCUGCAUUUGAAGCUAAGGAGGAAACAUACAAAUGUCUGAUGCAAAAGGGUCUGCUUGCAAGUUGCCCAGGGUCUGUUGAAACGAAUGUUGAUCAAGACAUAAAUAAUCUUAAAGAAAAAUGGGAAUCUGUGGAAACAAAGCUCAAUGAAAGAAAGAUCAAACUGGAAGAAGCCCUCAGUUUGGCAAUGGAGUUUCACAAUUCACUGCAAGACUUCAUCAACUGGCUUACUCAAGCUGAGCAAACCCUGACAGUGGCUUCUCGGCCAAGUCUAAUCUUGGAUACUGUCUUGUUUCAAAUUGAUGAACACAAGGUCUUUGCUAAUGAAGUGAAUGCCCAUCGUGACCAGAUCAUUGAGCUUGAUAAAACUGGAACCCAUUUGAAAUAUUUCAGCCAGAAGCAAGAUGUUGUCCUCAUUAAGAAUCUGCUGAUCAGUGUCCAGAGUAGGUGGGAAAAGGUGGUUCAGCGGUUAGUGGAAAGGGGAAGAGCAUUGGAUGAUGCAAGGAAGCGUGCCAAGCAGUUCCAUGAAGCUUGGAACAAGCUUACAGAAUGGCUAGAUGAAUCAGAAAAGACUUUGGAUGCGGAGCUUGAAAUUGCAAAUGAUCCAGACAAAAUUAAGAUGCAGCUCUCCCAGCACAAGGAGUUCCAAAAAGCACUUGGAGCCAAACAUUCUGUGUAUGACACCACAAACAGAAGUGGCCGUUCUUUAAAAGAAAAAACAACUCUUGCCGAUGACAAUUUGAAACUGGAUGAUAUGCUGAGUGAACUUAGAGACAAGUGGGAUACAGUCUGUGGAAAAUCAGUAGAAAGACAAAACAAACUGGAAGAAGCACUGCUGUUUUCUGGACAAUUUACUGAUGCUCUUCAAGCUCUUAUAGAUUGGCUUUACAAAGUGGAACCGCAGCUGGCCGAAGAUCAGCCUGUGCAUGGAGACAUUGAUUUAGUAAUAAAUUUAAUAGAUAGUCACAAAGGCUUCCAGAAGGAACUGGGGAAGAGGACAAGCAGUGUCCAAGCUCUGAAACGCUCAGCCCGUGAGCUGAUAGAAGGCAGUCGUGAUGACUCCUCCUGGGUCAAAGUCCAAAUGCAGGAGCUUGGCACUCGGUGGGAUACCGUGUGUGCCCUGUCUAUCUCAAAGCAAACACGGCUGGAACAAGCCCUCAACCAGGCUGAGGAAUUCCACUCUGUUGUCCAUGUACUGCUGGAAUGGCUAGCUGAGGCUGAACAGGCCCUUCGUUUCCAUGGUGUCCUUCCAGAUGAUGAGGAGGCUCUGCGUGGGCUAAUAGAGCAGCACCGGGAAUUCAUGAAGAAACUGGAAGAAAAAAAGACUGAGCUAAAUAAAGCCACAGGUAUGGGAGAAGCUAUCCUGGCUAUCUGCCACCCAGACUCCAUCACUACCAUUAAGCACUGGAUCACAAUAAUCCGAGCAAGGUUUGAAGAGGUGUUAGCAUGGGCCAAGCAACAUCAGCAGAGAUUGACAGUGGCCCUGGCUGCACUUAUCGCGAAUCAGGAGUUGUUAGAAGCCUUGCUAUCCUGGCUGCAGUGGGCCGAGGCAACGCUCACCGAAAAAGACAAGGAAGCCAUUCCUCAGGAAAUUGAUGAUGUCAAAGCACUCAUAGCUGAGCAUCAGACAUUUAUGGAGGAAAUGACCAGAAAACAACCUGAUGUGGAUAAGGUUACUAAGACGCAUAAAAGGAAAACAGUUGAAUCUGGUCCAAUCCAGUCUCAUAUCCCAGUGCUGGAUAAAGGAAGAGGAGGAAGAAAGCGUUCUCCAACACCAAGCAUGUAUCCUUCAGGUGCACAGGCCCAGAUUGAAACCAAGAAUCCGCAAGUAAACCUCUUAGUCAGCAAAUGGCAGCAAGUCUGGCUUCUAGCCCUAGAAAGACGAAGGAAACUCAAUGAUGCUUUAGACCGUUUAGAAGAGCUGAGAGAAUUUGCCAACUUUGAUUUUGAUAUUUGGCGGAAAAAGUAUAUGCGUUGGAUGAACCAUAAAAAAUCUCGAGUGAUGGACUUCUUUAGAAGGAUAGAUAAAGAUCAAGAUGGAAAGAUCACUAGACAGGAAUUUAUUGAUGGUAUUCUUUCUUCAAAAUUUCCUACUAGUCGAUUGGAAAUGAGUGCAGUAGCAGAUAUCUUUGACAGGGAUGGUGAUGGAUAUAUUGACUAUUAUGAAUUUGUAGCAGCGCUACAUCCAAACAAGGAUGCCUACAAGCCUCUGACAGAUGCAGAUAAAAUUGAAGAUGAGGUGACAAGGCAGGUAGCAAAAUGUAAAUGUGCAAAGCGAUUCCAGGUGGAACAAAUUGGUGACAAUAAAUACAGGUUCUUCCUGGGAAAUCAGUUUGGUGACUCUCAGCAACUCCGUCUUGUCCGUAUUUUGCGGAGUACAGUAAUGGUUCGAGUUGGAGGUGGAUGGAUGGCACUGGAUGAGUUCUUAGUAAAAAAUGAUCCCUGCAGAGUUCAUCAUCAUGGGAGUAAAAUGUUACGUUCGGAAUCAAACUCUUCAAUUACCACUCAGCCUACUAUAGCAAAAGGAAGGACAAACAUGGAGCUUCGCGAGAAGUUUAUUUUGGCGGAUGGAGCUAGCCAAAGUAUGGCUGCCUUCCGGCCAAGAGGGCGCAGAUCCCGACCGUCUUCAAGGGGUGCUUCGCCCAACAGAUCCAUGUCUGUGUCCAAUCCUCCUGCCCAAGGAGUUCCCACGCCAGCUGUUGCUGUCAGCACACCCAAGACACCCCAUCAUUUAACACGCAACUAUGGUAAACCAUGGUUGAUAAACAGCAAAACGUCAUCACCAUGUAAGCCACCAGAGUGCUCUGAAUAUCAAGUGUCAUCCACAGAGGGAACGCCAAUACAGGGAAGUAAACUUAGAUUGCCAGGAUAUUUGUCAGGGAAGGGUUUCCAUUCUGGAGAAGACACUGGUCUAAUUUCAACAGCAGCUACACGAGUCAGGGCACAUUUUCCAGACACCAGAAAAACACCAAGCAGACCUGGAAGUCGGGCAGGAAGCAAAGCAGGCAGUAGAGCAAGCAGCCGCCGAGGCAGUGACGCAUCGGACUUUGACAUUUCAGAAAUCCAGUCUGUGUGCUCAGAUGUGUCAGAAACUGUUCAUACCCCUAUCAGGCCGACACCACGGCCAAAUUCUCGGUCAGCAUCUGGCAAGCCUUCCAAAAUUCCAACUCCACAAAGAAGAUCACCUGCUAGCAAAGUAGAAAAGGCCUCCAAGAGAUAAUGUGUUUGGCUCACCGAGGUCUUCUCCUCCCCCCCCCCCCCCGUGCAUUAAAUAUUUAAGUUUGUAAGAUGUAAAAUAUCCUGUAGAAAUUAUUGUGAAAUAUUACAAGAAUUGGAUUUUUAAUUUUGCAGAUGGCCUUAUUUGUGUAUUUGUCUUGUUUAUUUUUUGUGUAUAAGUUUUGUCAAUUUUUGUUCAUUUGUUUAUGCCAUAUCCUAUGUCAACAGAGGAUUUUUUUUAAUGUAAACUAACGGUUGUUUGCAGUAACAUGUAGAGAGAGAGAGAGAGAUCACUAAAAGCAAUUACUGAAUGUACAGUUAAGUCUUUGCGUCCCAAGUCAACAUGGCCUGUCACUUUUCCAUUAACAGUAAAUGAUACCUCAUAAUGUUGUCUUAAUAAAACUGAAAGACAUCAGGCAAAAUUAUGUAUUUCUAGCUAACAGAAUGGAGCCUGCAAAAAGAGUAGCAGGGACACUAAAGAAUAGAAGACACGGUUCACACAGCAGUUAAUCCAACAGCAUCUUCCAGGGAAUUCACAGAGACAGUUAUUUAAAGAGCACUUGCCAAUUCUACACUCCUCCAAUAUGUUACAGCAUUAUCAGUGUCAUUGCUUUAGAAGAAGGCAGACACAACCUGGAUACUGUAAUAGAAUUAUUACACUUGCACAAGAAUGACAGUAUAAUCUGCAUUCAUGUCAAUUUUUGUUUGCUUGAGUGGAUGAUAUCUAUAUCAUUGGACUCAUUUUAUAUCAAAGCAGUUUUGCUUGCAAAAAGAAAAGAAGAAACACUACGAAAUAAACCUUGUCCCUUCUCUUCGUUGCUAUUGUAUUCCUUAUAUCCCAGGGAGAUACAUGUUUUGUGUCAUGUUUACAGUAUUAUGAAAUCUGACAGUUCCAGACAGUUACUUUCAGAAUGAACUUCAUUGUAAUUUCCCCCCGUUUUCCGCCACAUUUCAAGCAAUUUACUGUGUUCCUUUAAUAAAACAACAUUUACAUAUCGGA